Messenger RNA from Cheilinus undulatus (humphead wrasse), 3500 nucleotides. It is a transcript of the gene clpxb, whose product is annotated as caseinolytic mitochondrial matrix peptidase chaperone subunit Xb. The transcript is spliced from 15 exons. The coding region runs from base 287 to 2158 and encodes 623 amino acids. Gene Ontology annotation, biological process: proteolysis; protein catabolic process; protein folding. The record is from RefSeq and is a predicted model, not a curated record. Lineage: Eukaryota; Metazoa; Chordata; Actinopteri; Labriformes; Labridae. Gene Ontology annotation, cellular component: mitochondrial matrix. Gene Ontology annotation, molecular function: ATP binding; ATP-dependent protein folding chaperone; protein dimerization activity.
ACUCUACCCAUAACGUAGGCCAGCUAGCUAGUUCGGCAUCCGACCUAGUUCAGCAAGCGUUACAUCAGUUUGGGUCGUAUCCCACCUGGGAAAUAGCGGCCUGGAGGAGCUAACGUUACCUACUUUAUACAAAAGGCACUGUGACAUUAGUAUGACACACUGAACUGUCAAACUAAAACAAGAAAGCGAGAGCUGCAGUGACUUAGCAAUUUCAGUUUUUCCGAGGGGGGGCUGUCAAGACGCCACUGGUUUCAUCGUGCCCUGAUUUUUAGCUACAAGACGAGUUAUGUCCUGUCCAUGCACCUCGGCUGCCAGGUUGCUUCUGAACACUGCUCACAGAGGAUUGUCCUGUUCUCGAAUCCAGUUGUAUUCUCUGAGUCGUCAGGGGUCUCGGGAAACUCAUUUACCUCCCCGAAUACGGGUGAGGUCCUUUUCAGAGACGUCUGUGUGCUAUGCCUCCAAAGAUGGAACAACAAAGGAUGGUGGGAGUGAUGGAAAGAAAAGCAUUGGAGAGGGGAAGAGACUAUCUGGCUCUGGAGGAUCAGGCAAGGGGGGAAGCCAGCUGCGCUGCCCUAAAUGUGGAGAUCCCUGCACACAUGUAGAGACCUUUGUCUCGUCAACACGAUUUGUCAAGUGUGAGAAAUGCCAUCACUUUUUCGUGGUCCUCUCUGAAACGGAUUCAAAGAAGGGGCUAAACAAAGAGCCAGAAUCUGCUGCAGAGGCGGUCAAACUGGCAUUCGCUCAGAAGCCUCCCCCUCCUCCGAAGAAGAUAUAUGCCUACCUCGACAAGUAUGUGGUCGGUCAGUCCUAUGCAAAAAAGGUGUUAGCAGUGGCAGUGUACAACCACUACAAGCGCAUAUACAACAACAUCCCUGCAGGGAGUCGACAGCAGGUGGAGGUGGAAAAACAGCCUUCUCUCACACCCCGUGAGCUAGAGAUGAGAAGACGAGAGGAUGAAUACAGAUUCACAAAGCUGCUGCAGAUCGCGGGGAUCAGUCCUCAUGGAAACGCUCUCGGUGCGUCCAUGCAGCAACAGGCUAGCCAGCAGGCACCUCAGGAGAGGAGGGGUGGGGAGGUCCUGGACUCCACACACACUGACAUCAAACUGGAGAAGAGCAACAUCAUACUUCUAGGUCCAACUGGCUCAGGAAAAACAUUGCUGGCCCAGACGCUGGCACGUUGUCUGGAUGUUCCCUUUGCCAUUUGCGAUUGCACCACACUAACUCAAGCCGGAUACGUGGGAGAGGACAUCGAGUCAGUUAUUGCCAAACUGCUCCAAGAUGCCAACUAUUCUGUGGAUAAAGCACAACAAGGGAUUGUGUUUCUGGACGAGGUCGAUAAGAUUGGCAGUGUGCCUGGAAUCCAUCAGCUGAGAGACGUAGGAGGAGAGGGAGUCCAGCAGGGUCUGCUCAAACUCUUGGAGGGAACAAUUGUCAAUGUUCCUGAGAAAAACUCAAGGAAACUGAGAGGAGAAACGGUGCAGGUAGACACAACAAACAUUCUGUUUGUUGCAUCCGGUGCCUUCAACGGACUCGACAGAAUCAUAAGCAGAAGAAAGAACGAAAAGUAUUUGGGUUUUGGGACUCCCUCCAACCUGGGGAAAGGGCGCCGUGCAGCGGCUGCCGCAGACUUGGCAAACAGCAGUGGUGAGACAGACACAGUGGCAGAGAUAGAGGAGAAAGACCGGCUGCUGAAGCACGUCGAGGCCAGGGACCUGAUUGAGUUUGGAAUGAUCCCAGAGUUUGUUGGCCGUCUCCCCGUCAUCGUUCCUCUGCACAGCCUGGACGAGGACACACUUGUCCGAAUCCUGACUGAACCUCGCAAUGCUGUGGUGCCCCAAUACCAGGCUCUGUUCAGCAUGGACAAAUGUGAACUUAAUGUGAAUCAGGAUGCUUUGAGGGCCAUUGCCAGGAUGGCUCUGGAAAGAAAAACUGGAGCUCGUGGGCUAAGAUCCAUCAUGGAAAAGCUCCUCCUCGAGCCCAUGUUUGAGGUGCCGCACUCUGACAUCAUGGCUGUUGAGCUAGAUCAAGACGUCGUCCAAGGAAAAGCACAACCCAGAUACAUCAGAGCCCCGGCCAAGGAGUCAGCGGAGGAGGAAUAUGACUCGGGCAUUGAAGAGGAGAACUGGCCUCGGCAGGCAGAUGCUGCUAACAACUGAACCACAAGUUGCUCAUUUCAACCUCAAAUUCCCUCUGAAAUCAAUAGAUCACUAUGAACCUUUGGAUACCAACCAUGGGCUUUACUCUAGCUCCUGAAAAACAAGCUGUGGACAUUGUUAGAGGCAUCAAAAGCUGAUGGUUCUCAUUGAGGAGUGAACAAGUUAAGAGAGCGUAACAACCUUAGGUCCUGUGCUUCAGAUGAGAAUUCUCUCACAGGGUGGACCUUUAUAAGAUAUUUCAAUCUCUGGGGAUUGUUAACAUUUUAUCUAUAUAAAGAUAAUGCAAUUUUAUUCAUGAAAGGACUUGUAGUUAGUUAAUUUGUUUUCUCUUUUUGUGGUGAUGGGCUGUCAUGGCAAGGGAAGCAAAUGGAAACAAUGGGAUCAUACAGUACACUUGAAAAACAUGGGGUUGCUGAGAAAGUGUAAGAUGUGAUGUUACCAUGUCAAGUAAUGCCUUAUAUCAUAAGGGCAUAAUUAUUCCAUGACACAUCAAUAUUUUGAUGUUUUCUUCUGUGCCACCAUUGUAAUAAUGGUGUUUGCAGUAAAAACCGGGCUGUAAAUGUUGAGCUACACUGCCUAGGUAGCAUUUGUAAGCAGUUUGUAUGACUUUACCUCUGAUUAGGAGAACACAGUGUUGUGUAAUGCACCAGCGCACUAAACAGAGCAGGUGAAACAUAAUGGUUACCUUUUAAACAGCCAGAAUGGUUAUUUUUCAGUGUUCAGCUUCCUUUUCUAGCCCACUAUUUAGGGAAUGUAUAUGUGUUAACUAUCUGACCUCUGGAUCACAGGCCUCUAGUGGAGAGCUGUCUCACUCUGCAGGAUUAGCAGGUUAGCCAACUGACUCAGAAGUGUGAGUCAAAUAAUUCUACAACACCUUAACAUACACAACCUUAGAUUUGAUUCAGCCUCCUGAUUUGAAAUCAUCAGGCUCAUAAUCUCCCAGUCAGCUGGAUGCCGAUUUAAACCUGCUCAGUUAGACAUUCCUCACAUCAGCACAAAUGUUUCUAUUUUCUUUCUUGGAAACUCACCUUUUGUGAAUAAAUAUCCUACUAAUAAAAGAUACUCGAUACACACGUCUGUGCUCAAACCAACACCUUGUCGCUCUCUGACUGAACCGAACCACGCUGCUGUACUACCUAAAAAAUGCUGUUUGUGCUAUAAAAUGAGAUUAAACUAGAGCUGUUCUCCUUUUUGCUUUUAAGUUUCCUUUUCUUCAGUUACUUGCUCUUCUGUUCUCAGAGGCCUGUUACACAACCUGUAAUCCUUUUUCCCCCAAAGUUUGUGACUCUUAAUUAAUUGUGAUUGUUUAAAAAUAUGAAUAAAAUGUAAUCUCUGUACAGAA